Paraglomus occultum is the source of this 833-nucleotide messenger RNA. The record is from the annotation of a GenBank genome assembly. Lineage: Eukaryota; Fungi; Glomeromycota; Glomeromycetes; Paraglomerales; Paraglomeraceae.
CCAUCAGUUCAAAGCGGACAAUUGAUGAUUUAGAACGCGAGUAUGGUACUAGGAUUGCAAUACUUGAAGCAGAGUACAAGAAAAUCAAAUACACCAUCACAGCAGCACGUGAAAUUGGUGAACAUGUCAUAAGCGAAGCACAAGUAGAUACACAAUACAUUUUAAAUCUACUGUCAAACUCAGGCAACGUGUCAUUUGAAAAGCUGAAAUUGCCAGUCAAUUUUCAUAAGCUGCGAUGCACAAGUGAAAGUGAUCUCCAGGUGAAAUUUGUGAAGUUGUUUCAAUCAUUGCCAGAACAGAUGAAACCAUGGGGAAUUCGCGACACAUUAGUUGAAGGCUAUCUCAAGGAUCCAAUCGGAAAGAUUGAUUUUACGAUAAUUCAAGGGAACGUGGUUUCAUGGGUGCAUGUUGUUUCUCUAAUUGAAAUUAAGUCUACUUUGAAUAGCAAAACCAGUCACUGUGAGGCACUCGGGCAGCUCAUAGACAGAUUUACAACUAUUUUUGACUUACAAAAAAAUCGAUCAUUUAUUAUUGGAGCUAUUUGUGGAGAUUCACAAGUUGAAUUUGUGUGGCAGAAUCGAGAGAAGAACAUCAAGCGAUCAGACUUAUUAGAUCUGAGUUUUACCAGUCAAACAAUAGGGAUGAAUAUGCUUCUAAACAUGGUGACUGCAUCACAAAUGCAGCUGGGGUAUUCUCCACCUGAAGAUUAUAAGGCAGCAGUUAGCUCUGUUUGUGAUGUUGAUCAUGAGAUAAAAAUACUUCACCAUCUUCGUGAAUGUGAUUUCAUUCCCAAGGUUAUCACAUUUGGAAACCUUCCAGAGAACAAAAAGUAG